CUAUAAUCUCAAAGUUCUGUAGUAGUAGUGCAUGAGCUUCAAUCAUGGACCCCAGAAUCUCCUUCUCCUAUGAUUUUGUGGUUUCCCAGCAGGCAAUCAAGCAUGAAAAUAUAUACACAGAAGAUCCUGUCUCUUCAGAUUUUGAAUUCUCUGUGAAGAACAAUUCUAUGAUAUCAGCAGAUGAAGCUUUUUUCCAGGGCAUGCUGUUGCCUCUGAAGAGUAGUGACUGCUCCAAGAAGGUGACUUUGAGGGAUGAGUUGCUUGCUAACGAUGACUAUGAAGAGGAGUUACCAAGAUUACCAAAGAGUUCAAGUCGGUGGAAGGAGCGAUUAGGCCUCAGGAGGGUUUCAUCUAAGAAAGAUAAGAACAAGAAUGACGGGUUUCAGCAGAGAGUUGGUAAUGAAAAAGGGUUUACUUCGGGACAAGGAGACAAGACUGUUAGCUAAGACAAAAUGGAAAUGUUUUAUGAAGGUGGUGUAACUUGUAGGAGCACAUAGAAGAAGCAUUCAUUUCUCAAAGGAUGGGAUGACAUUACUAAUAUCUAAAGACAUGAAUUGCAAGAAUUUUGGUCUGACUUCCUUCUCAACCCUUUUAAAUUUAACCUAAGUUAUGUGCCCCACCUAUGUAGUAGAAAGAAAGUAGUAAGCAUUUUAAUCUUUGUACAAAAAUUGCAGUUGAAGAACUUCCAUGUGUCAAUGAGUAUUUUUCUUUGUGUAGUACAUUAGUAGAAGUGGCUUUUGUUUGAUAGAAAGUGACUUGCUAGUUGUUAUUAGUACCAGUACGUAA
Messenger RNA from Vigna angularis (adzuki bean), 786 nucleotides. RefSeq lists its product as uncharacterized. The record is from RefSeq and is a predicted model, not a curated record. NCBI's taxonomy places the organism in Eukaryota, Viridiplantae, Streptophyta, Magnoliopsida, Fabales, Fabaceae. The transcript is spliced from 2 exons. Bases 45 to 446 code for a protein of 133 amino acids.